ACAAGUGAUUCUGGAGGAGCGGAUGAGAGACCGUGCUUAUUGUUCACAUCAUUUGCAAAUAGUAAUGAAAAUGAAAAAGACGCGUCUGUGAAUUGAGGUUUUUAAAACACAGGAGUAGAAGGACUUAAGCAAAACAAAACUGCUAAAAUGGAAAUAAAAAUGUCUAAAAAGAAGAACGCACACUUGUAUAGUAUAUGAAGAAGCCGUGCAUACAGUGCGUGAUAUUUCUAUAUAUUUGGAGAAAAUCGCGACACGCUUACCCUCUGUCGGCAUUUGCACGACCGACGCAGUUUGAAAAGAUCUUGUACAUUUUACAAAACAAAUUGUCCAUAUUUGAGAAAGACAAGGCAUGUUUCCUAAGUUUUUCAGCUGGCAUUUUGAUCAGGAUAGCGACUCAUGGGAUGUAGUAUUUGGAGAAAUAGGGUCAACCUUGGACUGUUGAAGGCACAAUCCAAAGUGUCGGUAUUUUUUACCAUGAUCAUUAUUUUCACUUAUUUAUUUUACUGUCUGACAGGAUACUGCGAGACUCUGCCACGACCAAUGUAUGAUCACCAUCCCGCUACCAGCACUAGUAAAAACCACAAUGGACAGAAUGGCUUUGACGUGCAAAACAACAUUUUGGAUGGAGCAGGUUUUGCCAAAAACACGCCGAAUUCACCAGUUAAGACUAACAGAACUUUGCAACGUUCUGGGGCGAAAGCGCUGCCUGGUUCAGACAAACUGCAUUCUGUCCUGCAACAGAUGGGAGACGUGCAAAGGCAUAUUUCUGAUGGGGACAAGGAGCAGUUCCAAGAUGCCAGCAGCAGCAUAUCAGUUUUCAAUAGCUUUGGGAGUAGAAAGUUCCCGCAGGCGAUCAUCAUCGGUGUGAAGAAAGGGGGUACCCGCGCGCUGCUGGAGUUUCUUAGGAUUCACCCCGACGUCAGAGCUGUAGGUGCCGAGCCCCAUUUCUUCGACAGGUUUUAUGACAAGGGGCUGGAGUGGUACAGAAACCUGAUGCCGAGGACGCUGGAUGGCCAGAUCACCAUGGAGAAGACUCCCAGCUACUUUGUGACCAAGGAGGCGCCCAAGCGUAUCUUUAACAUGUCUCGGGAAACCAAGCUGAUCGUGGUGGUGCGCAACCCAGUGACAAGGGCCAUCUCAGACUACACCCAGACCCUGUCCAAGAGCCCAGGCCUGCCCAGUUUCCGGGCACUGGCCUUCAAGAACGCCAGCACAGGGCUGAUCGACACUUCCUGGAGCGCUGUGCGCAUCGGCAUCUACGCCAAGCACCUGGAGAAUUGGCUGCAGUACUUCCCCCUGUCCCGCUUCCUGUUUGUCAGCGGGGAGAGGCUGGUCUCGCACCCUGCCGACGAGAUGGGCCGCGUCCAGGACUUCCUUGGCCUGAAGGGGGUCAUCACCGACAAACACUUCUACUUCAACGAGACCAAAGGCUUCCCCUGCCUCAAGAAGCCCGAGGGCAGCAGUCGGCCACGCUGCCUCGGCAAGUCGAAAGGGAGGCCGCACCCACAGAUCGACCCAGAGGUGGUGCAGAGACUGCAGGAGUUCUACAGGCCCUUCAAUCUCAAGUUUUACCAAAUGACCGGACAUGACUUUGGGUGGGAUUGACUUCUGUUUCCAAUGGCACUUUGAUGGACCUUCUUUAUUGUUUUAAGAAUAAAUAAAUAAUCAAUCAUUCAUCCAAUCAAUGGCUAGCGCCUACUGUUGAGCAAGGAAGCUUUCAAUGUUCUGUUUAAACUAUCUCUUUAUGCAAUGUGAACUUUUAUGUUACCAGUGGCAUCAACAGAAGCUACAGUCUUAUAUAUGACUACCAAGACUUCCAGGGUUUGGGUACAUCACAAGGGGUGUGAAGGGGAUAAGCAGAGGAACUGAUUUCCACACAGUGCAGAAGAAUACAGUCAGGCUGCAUCCCUACAUCUUAAAUAGUCCCCUGUCAUAACCAGUCAAUCAUGCACAUAACAUUUGAAAUAAGAUCAGAUAAAUUCACUGUUGGUUUGUUAUUGAUCUAUGGUUCCUGCCCCAUUAUUAUAAUUAUAAUUAUUAUUGUUAUUAUUAUUAGUAGUAUUAUUAUUAUGAUUAUUAUUUUGUAAUAUUUUAUAAAAAGAAAGGGAUCUCAUAUUUCCAACUCUUCACAAGUGCACGUGAAUACAGGUUUUGGGGAGCCACAGAUGCACUGGGCAGAAAGUAGGAUGUUUUUUUUUUUUUGUUUUUUUUUUAAUUUCAUUACAGUGCUUCUUUAGUAUCUCAGAUGUCAGCAGCAGGCACUUCAAAUCAAUUUUAGGGAGCCACUCAAAUAAAGAGAAGAGGUUUUGUAGUUGGCUUUUUUGAACUUAUUGUACUAUGUAAUUAUACAACUACCCUGGCCAGUAUUUAGAUAUGUUUAGUAUUUAUUUAUUUAUUAUUUUCAUUUUAAUAUUUAUGUUCAAUUCAUCCCCUAAUACAACCCUGGAGUCAUCAAACAGCACCACUCCAUGGUGCUCUACUCCCUCUUAUCCUCCUGGGGCCAUAAAUCCAUUUGUAUAGAUGUCAGGGUUUUCAUUUCUAAUUCAUACAGUACAUGGUAAUGUUACUGCAGGUACAUAAAAUGCACCGUCAACACCUGCAGUUUGUAUAGGUUUGUAUGGGUCCUAAUCUCAAAGCUUUAAUUCAAUGCAGUUUGAUGUUCUUGAAAGCUCUAUACCAGGUUUACCAGCUCUAAUGAAGUAGUUAACUUGUAUAGGUUCUGCAUGGAGGUUUAAUUAAGAACAUGGUCAGGAAGGGUGUGGUUUGCUGAUCCCUCAUGAAUAUCAAGCAUUUUUGUAUUGAUAAAAGCAAGCACAGUCUUUAUAUAAUAGGUGAGCUAAAGCUGUGUGACUAGAGCCCUAUACAUUUCAUUGAAUUAUGUAGAGUAGUAUUCAUUCUUUGUCUUUUUUUUACAAUGUAGUUCCAUGUGUAAAUAAUUCACCCAUUAUGCAGUAUCUGAGUAGUAUAACAUGUAUACUCCAUUUGGGAUAUUUUAGUUUUAGGUAAAGAAACUGCACUUGCAUAGGCGAUGAUAUUGAGCUGCCUAGACAGGUGAAAAGCAGCAAACAAACAUGGAAACACUGCAUUGCCAUAAACAUUAUAAAGUAUUGCUAUGGCAGAUUCAUAAACUUUGAUUUAAUUCAGGCCAAAGUCAGCAGUCCCCAUAACCUGUCAUUAACUGUAAUUGUAAAUGGCUGGAUUAUAAUUUAUAUUGUACAUUUUAUGUAACUGAGGACUAAGGUACCUAAAUUCUACAUGGUCGUUGUUCAUGUAAAAUGACAUUUGUAAUAUUGUUUUCAACAGCAUUUCUUUCAUCUUAUUUACUGCCAUUUCACACUAAUACUGUUCUUUACUGUAUAAAAUAAUUUAUAUAUUAAAAUGAAUACUGUUGCCUGCAUUGAGCAGUAA
Molecule: messenger RNA, 3408 nt
Organism: Acipenser ruthenus (sterlet)
Lineage: Eukaryota; Metazoa; Chordata; Actinopteri; Acipenseriformes; Acipenseridae
Product: heparan sulfate glucosamine 3-O-sulfotransferase 6-like
Exons: 2
Coding region: 397-1605 (402 amino acids)
Molecular function (GO): [heparan sulfate]-glucosamine 3-sulfotransferase activity
Source: RefSeq, a predicted model, not a curated record